This is a messenger RNA of Aaosphaeria arxii CBS 175.79, 1176 nucleotides long. RefSeq lists its product as uncharacterized. Gene Ontology annotation, cellular component: ERMES complex. Gene Ontology annotation, biological process: phospholipid transport; mitochondrion organization. The coding region runs from base 1 to 1176 and encodes 391 amino acids. Gene Ontology annotation, molecular function: lipid binding. The record is from RefSeq and is a predicted model, not a curated record. Lineage: Eukaryota; Fungi; Ascomycota; Dothideomycetes; Pleosporales. The transcript has 2 exons.
AUGUCUAUCGAUAUCAGCUGGGACACGCUUGUCGGCGGCGCAGAUGGGAUCGCCCGUGCAGAGUCCAUUCGCGCCUUUAUCCACGACAGAUUUCAACAGGUGACGCUGCCGCGUUUCAUCCGUUCUGUGCGCGUCCAUUCGUUCGACUUUGGGAGCGUGCCGCCAGAAAUAGAGAUCAAGGAUAUCUGCGACCCGCUGCCAGAUUUUUACGAGGAGGAUGAAGAUUAUCCAGAUGAGCAUGAAGGCGGCAGCGAGACCUCUGCCGACCAACCCGACCCUACAGACCCCGCCUCACGCACAGCAAAAGAGCGCCAUCCCCUCGGCAGCCCAUUCCUGGCCCGGGCCUCUACACCUGGCAUUCCUGGAGGCACUUCGAACAUCAAUUACUUUCAUCUUCCCUUGGGAGCGGGACUCUCUGGUGCCACGACGCCGCUCGCUGCCGUGGCUGGAGCACAGCUUCAGGGCUGGCCUGAUUAUCCGUAUGGCCGACCAACGACCCCAACGGAGAUGCGCCUACGAAAUGCUGCCUCUUUCGGCUCCUUGACACUGACACCACAGUCGAAUCCUGAUCCCAGCACUCGCCCAUCGUCUCAACAUGAGCUUGAUGCCGGAACCAGUAAUCCUAUCUCCGAUUCUGUACGCGCUCCCUCAGAGGCAGGAUACGACCGUACGACAUCUGCGUCUCCGCCCCGCAUGCGCGAGAAGAGUCCCGAGGACAUUCAGGUUGUGGCACAUGUGCAGUAUUCUGGAGACGUCAAAAUCUCGCUUACCGCUGAAAUACUUCUCGACUAUCCCAUGCCAAGUUUCGUGGGCAUUCCUCUGAAGCUCAACAUCACCGGCCUAACCUUUGAUGGAGUUGCGAUCCUGGCCUACAUCAAGAAGCGUGCUCAUUUCUGUUUCCUAUCCCCCGAGGAUGCAGAUGCACUAGUCGGCGGUGACACUAGCCUAGAGUCGCUCCAGUCGGACGCGAAGUUACAGGACAAUCAAGCUGGGCGCCGACUACGUAUUGGUGGACUCCUAGAGAACAUCAAGGUGGAAAGCGAGAUCGGUGAGAAGGGAAGUGGGAAGCAAGUACUCAAGAAUGUGGGCAAGGUCGAGUCGUUUAUUUUGGAACAAGUCAGGCGCAUUUUUGAGGAGGAAUUUGUAUACCCUAGUUUCUGGACGUUCCUUGUUUGA